This is a messenger RNA of Microplitis demolitor, 1558 nucleotides long. RefSeq lists its product as uncharacterized. The transcript has 2 exons. Lineage: Eukaryota; Metazoa; Arthropoda; Insecta; Hymenoptera; Braconidae. Bases 549 to 1538 code for a protein of 329 amino acids. The record is from RefSeq and is a predicted model, not a curated record.
GUGAGCGAAUAAGUUUUCAUCAUUUAAAAUCCAAAAUAUAGAACACAAUUAACCAACAAGAAAUGAACUUUUAUUUUGUUUUUAAUUAAUGGACUCAAUGCCACUGAAAGGAGUGAAGGAGCGAAGGAGUGAGCAAGUGGUUGUUUUUUCCCGACUGUUAAUCUUUAUGAUUUUUAUCCAUAUCUCCAUCAACUUGUGCGCAACAGCAAAAUGAUACAUCUGCAGGUUACUAUGAAUGCUAUGAAUCUAUGGAUUAUGGAUUGUCUAGUUCUACAUGUAUCCAUGGAUGAUGCCAAAUGUAUGAGUAUGUGAAUAUAUGUGAAUGUAUGCGCUAGUAGCAGCUACAAGUAGUGAAUAUCAGUAAAUUGCAGUAAAUAUGUUGGUAAGCAGCUGAUCAGAGCUCUGAGCUGAUCCAAACAUUAAAACCACAGCAAUAAAUUAAAUCUCCUCAGUUAAUAAAAAGAAAUAAAAUUUAUUUAACUCUGAUAGAAAAAAAAUAAAAGCAACAAGAUACUCUUAUAUAUAUAUAUUUUUAGUGAAAGAAUAUAAUGAUAGGAAAAAAAGAAGAAUCAGCAGAUAACAAUAGUGAUACAACGAGAAUUAAAAUAAUAACGGAAAAAAUUAAAUCAUUGGAGGAAAAUGUAACAAAGGUACGUACACAAGUUAGUGUUUGCUUUGAAGAUUUAAAAAAUUCAUUGAUGGCUCGAGAAAAAAAAUUAUUACGACAAAUAGAGGCUAUUCACAAUCAACAAUUAUCAAUUUUACAAUCUGAUUGGGAAUUAGUUAAUUCAAUACCUGGUAUUGCAGUCGAUUUGGUAAAUGACUCAAAAAAUUUGAGUGAAUCGAUUGUUAAAUUUGGUAAACUUGAGUUUAUUGACAACAAAGACAAUUUUAUUAUUAAAAAUAUUGAACCGUAUAGUAUUCAUGAAUACGAAGAUGACAACAAAGAUCAUAUAACUUUUGAUAAAUCAUUACAAAUAGAUGAUAACGAUGAAAAUGUUACUAUUAAAUUCUCAAAUAUUACUUUUUCAAAUGGAUCUUCUAUAUCUGAUAAUAGUAAUAGCGGUAUUUUAAAUACUAAACUUAAGACUAAAGUUGAUUUUAAUUCUAAAUUAUUAUUAUUAUCAGAUAAUAAUAAUGAUGAAAUUGAUAAUGAAGAAAAUUGCUCAUCAAUGUGUUCAAAUACUGAUGCUGAUAUUAUUAUUCAAGAUUCAGAAAGUUAUUCUAUAGAAAAAAUAACUAAUAAUCAAACAAUUAAUUCAUCGCUUAAACUUUAUUCAGAAUUACAAGUAGCUUCUAAUAAUCAUGUUCCGCAACAAACAAUUAUUCAUAAUCAAUAUAAAAUUACGGAUUUUACUAAUAAUAAUAAUAAUAUUGAAAACGGAAAACAAUUGACUGAUGAACAUCCAAAACAAAUUCAACAGUGGCUUCAGCAAAUAUUAAUUGAAAGUGAAACAGAACCAUCAAUACAAGAAAUCGAUCAUUUUACAGAUGAAAUUUUGAAAUUUCGUUGCACCGAAUCUUUAUUGGAAACAUAAUAAACUUUUUAUGUUUGUAA